GCGGAUCCGCCAUAUUGAAGAGGACCGGCCUAGAAGACUGCUGAGUCCCAACCUCCCCGCACCCCGCCCUUUAGGGGCUUUCUUGAGUCCAGCCCCUUUCAGGCUCAAACGGCUACUAGGCCUUUCGGGAGCUCGCCGCGGCUGCAGCCUCUCCCACACGGGAGGCGGCCGCCUCAACACCUGGUGUCGGUGUCGGCGUCGGGAGCAAAGAGUCGCGGUGGAAAGACCAGGCCUGGAUCUAGGAACGGUGAAACCAGCCUUGCAGUAGGACUAAAAGGUGACGCAAGACGAACGCACCACCUGGAGCUUAUCUAAACCCAGCGAGAGACCCUGCCGGAGGGGGAAAAAAUUAGGUUAUGAAAUGGUCUCUGCAAGAUGAUCUGUCCUUGAAUUUGAAAUUCUUAAGCCUGACAUAUGCUGGUACUUAUUCUCCUUUAACUAGACUAUAAUUUCUUCUGUUACAACUGCUAUAUAAAGCAGAGAAAAUAGCAAAGAUCUGUUCUGUGUCAAGUAUGACCGCCACAACUCGUGGCUCUCCAGUAGGAGGAACUGACAGCCAGGGCCAAGCCCCUGAUGGACAAUCUCAGCCCCCCUUCCAACAUAAUCAGACCUCAUCGGCCAAUUCCUCCAAUGAGAAUUCUCCGGCAUCUCCUCCAGAUGAACAAGGUCAGGGAGAUGCUCCACCACAGCAUGAAGAUGAAGAACCUGCAUUUCCACAUACUGACCUCGCAAAGUUGGAUGACAUGAUCAACAGGCCUCGAUGGGUGGUUCCAGUUUUGCCAAAAGGUGAAUUAGAAGUGCUUUUAGAAGCUGCUAUUGAUCUUAGUAAAAAAGGUCUUGAUGUUAAAAGUGAAGCAUGCCAACGUUUUUUUCGAGAUGGUCUAACAGUAUCUUUCACUAAAAUUCUUAUGGAUGAGGCAGUGAGUGGCUGGAAAUUUGAAAUUCAUAGGUGUAUUAUUAACAAUACUCAUCGUCUAGUGGAGCUUUGUGUGACCAAGUUGUCCCAGGACUGGUUUCCACUUCUAGAUCUUCUUGCCAUGGCCUUAAAUCCUCAUUGCAAAUUCCAUAUCUACAAUGGUACACGUCCGUGUGAAUCAGUUUCUACAAAUGCCCAGUUGCCUGAAGAUGAACUGUUUGCUCGUUCCUCAGAUCCUCGAUCACCAAAAGGUUGGCUAGUGGAUCUCAUCAAUAAAUUUGGCACUUUAAAUGGUUUCCAGAUUUUGCAUGAUCGUUUUAUUAAUGGAUCAGCAUUAAGCGUUCAAAUAAUUGCAGCCCUUAUUAAACCAUUUGGACAAUGCUAUGAGUUUCUUAGUCAACAUACAGUGAAGAAAUACUUUAUUCCAGUUAUAGAAAUAGUUCCACAGUUUUUAGAAAAUUUAACUGACGAAGAACUGAAAAAAGAAGCAAAGAAUGAAACAAAAAAUGAUGCCCUUUCCAUGAUUAUUAAAUCUCUGAAGAAUUUAGCUUCAAGGAUUCCAGGACAAGGAGAAACUGUAAAAAAUUUAGAAAUUUUUAGGUUGAAAAUGAUACUCAGAUUGUUGCAGAUUUCUUCUUUUAAUGGAAAGAUGAAUGCACUGAAUGAAAUUAACAAAGUGUUAUCUAGUGUAUCAUUUUAUACUCAUCGUCAUGGAAAUCCUGAAGAGGAAGAGUGGCUGACAGCUGAACGAAUGGCAGAGUGGAUACAGCAGAACAAUAUCUUAUCCAUAGUCCUGCGAGAUAGUCUUCAUCAGCCUCAGUAUGUGGAAAAGCUAGAAAAGAUUCUUCGUUUUGUGAUUAAAGAAAAAGCUCUGACAUUGCAGGAUCUUGAUAAUAUCUGGACAGCACAGGCAGGGAAACAUGAAGCUAUUGUGAAGAAUGUACAUGAUCUGCUGGCAAAAUUGGCUUGGGAUUUUUCUCCUGAACAACUUGAUCAUCUUUUUGAUUGCUUUAAGGCAAGUUGGACAAAUGCAAGUAAAAAGCAGCGUGAAAAGCUACUGGAGCUGAUUCGUCGUCUUGCAGAGGAUGAUAAAGAUGGUGUGAUGGCCCACAAAGUUUUGAACCUUCUUUGGAAUCUGGCCCAUAGUGAUGAUGUGCCUGUAGACAUCAUGGACUUAGCCCUCAGUGCCCACAUAAAAAUACUAGAUUAUAGUUGUUCCCAGGAUCGAGACACACAGAAGAUCCAGUGGAUAGAUCGCUUUAUAGAAGAACUUCGUACAAAUGACAAGUGGGUAAUUCCUGCAUUGAAACAAAUAAGAGAAAUUUGUAGUUUAUUUGGUGAAGCACCUCAAAAUUUGAGUCAAACUCAGCGAAGUCCCCAUGUAUUUUAUCGUCAUGAUUUAAUCAACCAGCUUCAGCACAAUCAUGCCUUAGUUACUUUGGUAGCAGAAAACCUUGCAACUUACAUGAAUAACAUUCGACUAUAUGCUAGAGACAAUGAAGACUAUGACCCACAAACUGUGAGGCUUGGAAGUAGGUAUAGUCACGUUCAAGAAGUCCAAGAACGGCUUAACUUCCUCAGAUUUUUAUUGAAGGAUGGCCAACUGUGGCUCUGUGCUCCUCAGGCAAAACAGAUAUGGAAGUGCUUAGCAGAGAAUGCAGUUUACCUUUGUGAUCGUGAAGCCUGUUUUAAGUGGUAUUCCAAGUUAAUGGGAGAUGAACCAGACUUAGAUCCUGAUAUUAAUAAGGACUUCUUUGAAAGUAAUGUGCUUCAGCUUGAUCCCUCCUUGUUAACUGAAAAUGGAAUGAGAUGUUUUGAACGAUUCUUCAAAGCAGUUAAUUGUCGUGAAGGGAAACUAGUAGCAAAAAGAAGAGCCUAUAUGAUGGAUGAUUUGGAACUAAUAGGAUUAGACUACCUCUGGAGGGUUGUGAUUCAGAGUAAUGAUGACAUUGCCAACAGAGCUAUAGAUCUCCUUAAAGAGAUAUACACAAACCUUGGCCCCAGGUUACAGGUCAAUCAGGUUGUUAUCCAUGAAGACUUCAUCCAGUCUUGCUUUGAUCGUUUGAAAGCGUCAUAUGAUACGUUGUGUGUUUUGGAUGGUGAUGAAGACAGUAUUAAUUGUGCAAGACAGGAAGCCAUUCGAAUGGUUCGAGUAUUAACUGUUUUAAGGGAAUACAUAAAUGAAUGUGACAGUGAUUAUCACGAGGAAAGAACAAUUCUACCUAUGUCAAGGGCAUUCCGUGGUAAACACCUCUCUCUUAUAGUUCGAUUUCCAAACCAUGGCAGACAGGUUGAUGACUUGGACAUAUGGUCUCAUACAAAUGAUACAGUUGGUUCAGUACGACGAUGUAUUCUGAACCGUAUUAAAGCAAAUGUAGCCCAUACAAAAAUUGAACUUUUUGUGGGUGGUGAGAUAAUAGAUUCCGAAGAUGACAUAAAGCUGAUAGGACAAUUAAACUUAAAAGAUAAAUCAGUAAUUACAGCUAAACUUACACAAGUAAGUUCCAACAUGCCUUCAAGCCCUGAUAGUUCUUCUGAUUCAUCAUCUGGAUCUCCUGGCAACCAUUGUAAUCACUACAGUGAUGGUCCCAAUCCAGAAGUGGAGAGUUGUUUGCCUGGCGUGAUAAUGUCACUACAUCCCAGGUACAUAGCUUUCCUCUGGCAAGUUGCUGAUUUAGGUUGCAGUCUCAAUAUGCCAUCUCUUAGAGAUGGAGCAAGAAUACUUAUGAAACUCAUGCCACCAGAUAGCACAACAGUAGAAAAAUUAAAAGCUGUUUGUUUGGACUAUGCAAAACUUGGAGAAAAUAACCUUGGAUCAUCUCUUGAUUCACUUUUCCUUGGUCCUUCUGCCUCCCGAGUGCUGUAUCUAACAGAGGUAGUUUAUGCCCUGUUGAUGCCUGCUGGUGCACAUUUGGCAGAUGAUUCCUCUGACUUUCAGUUUCACUUUUUAAAAAGUGGUGGCUUACCCCUUGUACUGAGUAUGUUAACAAGAAAUAACUUCCUGCCAAAUACAGAUAUAGAAACUCGAAGGGGUGCUUACUUCAAUGGUCUUAAGAUAGCCAAACUAUUGUUAACUGCCAUAGGCUAUGGCCAUGUUCGAGCUGUAGCAGAAGCUUGUCAGCCAGUUGUAGAGGGUGCAGAUCCUGUAACACCGAUCAACCAAGUAACUCAUGAUCAAGCAGUGGUGCUACAGAAUGCUCUUCAGAUUAUUCCUAAUCCAUCAUCUGAGUGCGUGCUUAGAAAUGUAUCUAUACGUCUUGCCCAACAAAUAUCUGAUGAGAAUACAUUAAAUAAAAAAUGUUUUCAUUUCAGAACUGUUCGUCAGUUGGCACAGGAGCAGUUUUUUUUAAUGUGCACCAGAUGUUGCAUGGGACACAGACCUCUACUUUUCUUCAUUACUCUGCUGUUUACCAUUUUGGGGAACACAGCAAGAGAGAGAGGUAAACAUUCAGGUGACUAUUUCACUCUUCUGCGACAUCUUCUUAACUACGCUUACAACAGCAAUAUUAAUGUACCCAAUGCUGAAGUUCUUCUGAACAGUGAAAUAGAUUGGCUCCAAAGGAUUAGGGAUAAUGUUAAAACCACAGGUGAAACGGGUGUUGAAGAGCCAAUCUUGGAAGGUCACCUUGGGGUAACAAAAGAGCUACUAGCCUUUCAAACGCCUGAGAAAAAGUAUCAUAUUGGUUGUGAAAAAGGAGGUGCUAAUCUCAUUAAAGAAUUAAUUGAUGAUUUCAUCUUUCCUGCUUCCAAAGUUUACUUACAAUGUAUAAGAAGUGGAGAACUGCCAGCAGAGCAGGCUAUUCCAGUCUGUAGUUCACCAGCUACUAUCAGUGCUGGUUUUGAGUUGCUUGUAGCCUUAGCUGUUGGCUGUGUAAAGAACCUCAAACAGAUAGUUGACUCUUUGACUGAAAUGUAUUACAUAGGCACAGCAAUAACUACUUGUGAAGCACUUACUGAGUGGGAAUAUCUACCACCUGUUGGACCCCGCCCAUCAAAAGGAUUUGUCGGACUUAAAAACGCUGGUGCCACUUGUUACAUGAACUCUGUGAUCCAGCAGCUCUACAUGAUUCCUUCCAUUAGGAACAGUAUUCUUGCCGUUGAAGGCACAGGUAGUGAUGUAGAUGAUGAUAUCUUUGGUGAUGAGAAGCAGGACAAUGAGAGUAAUGUUGAUCCCCGAGAUGAUGUAUUUGGAUAUCCUCAUCAGUUUGAAGACAAACCACCUUUAAGUAAGGCAGAAGAUAGGAAGGAGUACAAUAUUGCUGUUUUAAGGCACCUUCAAGUCAUCUUUGGUCAUUUAGCUGCUUCUCGACUACAAUACUAUGUGCCCAGAGGAUUUUGGAAACAGUUCAGACUUUGGGGUGAACCUGUUAAUUUACGUGAACAACAUGAUGCCUUAGAAUUUUUUAAUUCCUUAGUGGAUAGCUUAGAUGAAGCUUUAAAAGCUUUAGGACAUCCAGCUAUGCUAAGUCAAGUCUUGGGAGGUUCCUUUGCUGAUCAGAAGAUUUGUCAAGGCUGCCCCCAUAGAUACGAGUGUGAAGAAUCUUUUACAACUCUGAAUGUAGAUAUUAGAAAUCACCAAAACCUUCUUGAUUCUUUGGAGCAGUAUAUCAAAGGAGAUUUAUUGGAAGGUGCAAACGCUUAUCGAUGUGAAAAAUGUGAUAAAAAGGUUGAUACAGUAAAGCGCUUGCUAAUUAAAAAGUUGCCUCCUGUUCUUGCUAUCCAAUUGAAACGAUUUGACUAUGAUUGGGAAAGAGAGUGUGCAAUUAAAUUCAAUGAUUAUUUUGAAUUUCCACGAGAGCUGGACAUGGAACCUUACACAGUACCAGGUGUUGCGAAGCUGGAAGGAGAUAACGUAAAAACAGACAGUCAGUUGAUACAACAGAAUGAGGAGUCUGAAAGUGAGAAAACAGGAAGCACAAGAUACAGACUUGUAGGUGUGCUUGUACACAGUGGUCAAGCAAGUGGUGGACAUUAUUAUUCUUACAUCAUUCAGAGAAAUGGCAAAGAUGGUGAGAGAAAUCGCUGGUAUAAAUUUGAUGAUGGAGAUGUAACAGAAUGUAAAAUGGAUGAUGACGAAGAAAUGAAAAAUCAGUGUUUUGGUGGAGAGUACAUGGGAGAAGUAUUUGAUCAUAUGAUGAAGCACAUGUCAUACAGGAGACAGAAAAGAUGGUGGAAUGCUUAUAUACUCUUUUAUGAACGAAUGGACACAAUAGACCAAGAUGAUGAGAUGAUAAGAUACAUAUCAGAGCUAACUAUCACAAGACCCCAUCAAAUCAUGUCACCAGCCAUUGAGAGAAGUGUCCGAAAACAAAAUGUGCAGUUUAUGCAUAACCGAAUGCAGUACAGUUUAGAGUAUUUUCAGUUUGUGAAAAAACUGCUUACAUGUAAUAGUAUUUAUCUAAGCCCUGUUCCAGGACAAGAUCACUUGUUGCCUGAAGCAGAAGAAAUCAGUAUGAUUAGUAUUCAGCUUGCAGCUAGAUUCCUCUUUACCACUGGAUUUCAUACCAAGAAAAUCAUCCGUGGCCCUGCCGGUGAUUGGUACGAUGCACUGUGCAUUCUACUCCGUCAUAGCAAAAAUGUGCGUUUUUGGUUUGCUCAUAAUGUUCUUUUUAAUGUUUCAAAUCGCUUCUCUGAAUACCUUCUUGAGUGCCCUAGUGCAGAAGUGAGGGGUGCAUUUGCAAAACUUAUAGUAUUUAUUGCACAUUUUUCUUUGCAAGAUGGGCCUUGUCCUUCAUCAUUUACAUCUCCCGGGCUUUCUGGUCAGGCAUGUGAUAACUUAAGUUUGAGUGAUCACUUACUAAGAGCAGUAUUAAAUCUCCUCAGAAGGGAAGUUUCAGAGCAUGGCCGUCAUUUACAGCAAUAUUUCAAUCUGUUUGUAAUGUAUGCCAAUUUAGGUAUGGCAGAAAAGACACAGCUUUUGAAAUUGAGUGUACCUGCUACAUUCAUGCUGGUAUCUUUAGAUGAAGGACCAGGUCCUCCAAUCAAAUAUCAGUAUGCUGAAUUGGGCAAGUUAUACUCAGUAGUGUCUCAGCUGAUCCGCUGUUGCAAUGUCUCAUCAAGAAUGCAGUCUUCAAUCAAUGGUAAUCCCCCUCUUCCCAAUCCUUUUGGUGAUCCUAAUUUAUCACAGCCUAUAAUGCCAAUUCAGCAGAAUGUGGCAGACCUUUUAUUUGUGAGAACAAGUUAUGUGAAGAAAAUUAUUGAAGACUGCAGUAACUCAGAGGAAACCAUCAAAUUGCUUCGUUUUUGCUGCUGGGAGAAUCCUCAGUUCUCAUCCACUGUCCUCAGCGAACUUCUCUGGCAGGUUGCAUAUUCAUACACUUACGAACUUCGGCCAUACUUGGAUUUACUUUUGCAGAUUUUACUUAUUGAAGAUUCUUGGCAGACUCACAGAAUUCAUAAUGCACUUAAAGGAAUCCCAGAUGAUCGAGAUGGUUUGUUUGAUACAAUCCAGCGCUCUAAGAAUCACUAUCAAAAAAGAGCAUACCAAUGUAUAAAAUGCAUGGUAGCACUCUUUAGCAAUUGUCCCAUUGCUUACCAAAUAUUACAGGGUAAUGGAGAUCUUAAAAGAAAGUGGACCUGGGCAGUGGAAUGGCUUGGAGAUGAACUUGAAAGAAGACCAUACACUGGCAAUCCUCAAUAUGCUUAUAAUAAUUGGUCUCCUCCAGUGCAAAGCAAUGAAACAUCAAAUGGUUAUUUCUUAGAAAGAUCACAUAGUGCGAGGAUGACACUUGCAAAAGCUUGUGAACUCUGUCCAGAGGAGGAGCCAGAUGACCAAGAUGCCCCAGAUGAGCAUGAGUCAUCUCUACCAGAAGAUACUCCAUUAUAUCCUCAUCCAUCUGGAUCUCACUGUCAGCAGAAUAAUCAUGUGCAUGGACAGCCAUAUACAGGGCCAGCAGCACAUCACUUGAACAACCAUCAAAAAACUGGCCAGCGCACACAAGAAAAUUAUGAAGGCAAUGAAGAAGUACCCUCAUCUCAAAUGAAGGAUCAGUAAAAUGCCUAUCAUUAACUGCUUCCUUUAAGACCAUGCACUCAGGCCUUAUUAUCCAAACUUUUUCUGUGUCUGGCUAUUUAUUCCAAACUAGAGAAGCUGUUCAAUAUGGAGCGGAGAUUGUAUUCACUGUCAUUUGCAGAAAUUUUCCGUCAAUAUAUAUAAGCCACCUGCAGGGGAAAGUGUAUAGUGUUUUGUAUUAAAUGGCUGACACUAAUCUGUAAAUGGCAAAGAUGUAUAUAGUAUAUUAAUGUUUGACUGUUAAUUCUUAACCAAGAAAAUUUUGUUUUGAUGAAGAGUUAAAGAUCUACAAAAAAAUAAUUUUCUUGUUACGUCUGCUGCAUUCUGCAUCCAGUAUUGUCUGCUUCAUGGCAGUUGGAUCAAAUUCUUUACCAAAAAAAAAAAGAAGAAAAACAAAAACAUUCUAUAAAACAGCCCAUCCGUUAUCAAUCACAUCCCAUUGGUUUCUUGUUAAUUCUUAGUUACUAGAGCUAUAUAAGGCUGAUUGGUAACCUUUGAAAUAUGUGGAUGAUGUGGAAAAAUUGGUGAUGUAACAUUGUUUCUGGAUAUUUCUCAUUACCUUUUUAUUCUGGUUAAUUCAGUUUAAAGCUAUAGUUAUGCUUUAACAUUAGCAUGGCCUCACACUAAGUUUGUGUAGCCAAUAAAAAGUAAAAUUACCAGUAUACAGCAGUUUCUCCAAAGUGACAGUUGUGUUACCCAGAGGUUUUGUUACACCUAGAGUAAAUAUAAAACAAGAGGAGAAAUGUGACAAACCAGAGGUUUUUAGUUAACUCAUUUAUUCAUCGUGUUUAAAGUUUGACAGUUCAGUCUCUGGAUGGGAUAAACAAUGUGAAAGUAUUGAUAAUAGGAAUUUUAAAACAAAUAUACAGAUACGCAAAUAUGCCAGAAUGUAUGGAGCGUAAUAGACGACUGUAUUUUGUGUGCUUGUUUUGUUUUAUGAUAGAGUUUAUAAGGUGAAACUUCUAAAGAAGUCCACUCAAUUGGAAUCAUCAGAAAUCCACAAUAUUUUGAAGUACUAUUGCACCUAGAUACCUGGCUGGUUUUCUGGUCAGUCACAGUUUUACUUGAAAGCAAGAAUUGUCCCAGUUCUUUUUCCAUUCCAAAAUUCUUAUUGUUGUGGGGUUUAAUUAAAGCAUAAACUUCUGGUUAAUAUAAUUCUGAAAUACUAUUUAGAAUAAACAUUUGUUUCAGGAUUCUUCAAAACUCAUGAGUUAAUACUAUAUUUAAAAAAGAAUUGGUAACUUUGGAAUGUGUGUAAUAUUUUGGAACCGCCUAAAAACCAAAUAUUCCUGCAAACAGAUACGGCGUGUCCUAUACUGUUUAAAUAUUUUGCUGUUUUGUUUUAUAGAAAUUAUUUUGCUGAAUUCACAAAUAGAAUUUGAUUUAAGAAGAA
Molecule: messenger RNA, 9321 nt
Organism: Herpailurus yagouaroundi (jaguarundi)
Lineage: Eukaryota; Metazoa; Chordata; Mammalia; Carnivora; Felidae
Product: probable ubiquitin carboxyl-terminal hydrolase FAF-X
Exons: 43
Coding region: 513-7910 (2465 amino acids)
Biological process (GO): protein deubiquitination; cell migration
Cellular component (GO): cytosol; nucleus
Molecular function (GO): cysteine-type deubiquitinase activity
Source: RefSeq, a predicted model, not a curated record